CUACAAUAUUCUUCCGCAAGACGCACGCAGUUUUGUUUAUUAACCGCUACGGAAGUGCCCGGCAGCGCCUCCAAUGGCCGAAGCGUGACAUUACAGCGCUUUUCUUUCGCGUGUCGUGCAGACCGAAAGGGCGCAAAAGCUGCAGCAUGGAGGGUCGAGUCAGUAAGGAGCCGGAGCAGCUCAGGAAGCUGUUCAUUGGUGGACUCAGUUUUGAGACCACAGAGGACAGUUUACGAGCUCACUUUGAGCAAUGGGGCAAACUCACAGACUGCGUGGUAAUGAGAGAUCCAGCAAACAAACGCUCGCGAGGUUUCGGCUUUGUGACGUAUUCCUGUGUCUCGGAGGUUGACGCUGCUAUGGCAGCACGGCCACACAAAGUGGACGGUCGAGUCGUUGAGCCCAAACGGGCCGUCUCCAGAGAGGACUCUAAUAAACCUGGAGCCCAUCUGACAGUGAAGAAGAUCUUUGUGGGUGGAAUCAAGGAAGACACAGAUGAGUAUCACAUCCGAGAGUACUUUGAGCCAUAUGGGAAAAUUGAGACCAUCGAUAUCAUGGAGGAGCGUUCGACGGGGAAAAAGAGAGGAUUCUGCUUCGUCACCUUCGAUGAUCAUGAUACUGUGGAUAAAAUUGUUGCACAAAAAUAUCACACAAUCAACUCGCAUAACUGUGAAGUAAGAAAAGCACUUCCAAAGCAGGAGAUGCAAGCUGUUUCUAAUCAGAGAUAUCGCGGUGGAGGUGGAGGUGGGGAUAAUUUCAUGGGCAGAGGAGGAAACUUCGGAGGUGACAACUUUGGCAGAGGAGGGUACGGAGGAGGCCGGGGUGGCUACGGAGGAGAUGGAUACAACGGAUUCGGGGGUAACUGUGGUGGGGGUCCUGGCUAUGGAGGGGGCCGUGGAGGGUACGGUGGAGGUCCUGGAUUUGGUAACCAAGGCGGAGGAGGCUUCGGAGGAUAUGACAACUACAAUGAUGGCAGGAAUUUUGGAGGUAACUUUGGUGGUGGUAGUGGAGGCGGUGGAGGAGGAGGAGGAGGAGGAAAUUACAAUGAUUUCGGGAAUUACGGUGGACAACAGUCCAACUACGGCCCCAUGAAGGGAAAUAACUUUGGAGGAGGAAGGAACUCAGGACCUUACGGAGGUGGAUAUGGCUCUGGCGGCGGAGGAGGGGGUUAUAACUCCAGGAGAUAUUAACUGAUUAGUUUGUCUGUGAUGGGAAAGGCAGCGCCCGAUCUACAGUAAGUGGCUGAAAGUCUUUUCAGCGAUGGUUCUGGAUGGGUAAGAUUAAUACGUGCAAGAUAUUUAUGUGGAUUUGUUAAAGAUAUCCUCCCGUAGUCACACAGAGAGUUUUAGAAACAUUUGACUCAAUUGUAGCUCAUGGUGUGUGGCUGAAUCUCACGAAACCUGAUAUGUCCGGGUCUUGUUUCACCUCACAAUCAAAAAAAUAUAUAUAUAAAUAUAUAUAUAUAUAUAUAUAUAUAUAUAUAUAAUUUGAUAUUAUAUAUAUCAAGUUAUAUUUUGAAUAAAGAACCAUUUACUUCACUUCUAUAUGUAUCAGCCAUUUGAAUGAAUCGAAUGAAUGAAUGAACGACUUUUACCAUUUACCGCCACCUACUGGCAGUUUUAGUUUCUUAUUUAGAGUCUAAUUUUAUUUAAACAUUUUUAUAUUUCCAUAUUAAUAAAAAAAUAAAGGUAUAGUUUACAUCAUUUACUCAACCUCAUGGUCCAAAAGUUCAUCUGUAAUAAAUUAUGUUGAAUCAAAUAAAGUAUCUUUUUGAAGCUACUUUUUGUAAUGUCUAGUUGAUGCUUUAUACAAUAAUGACUUCAAAUUAUCUUUUGGAUAAUUUCUCAGCCAGAAUUGAUGUGCGAUUACUUAAUUGCCUCAUGUAAUUAAUUAGAUUAAACAUUUUUAAUCAUUUGACAGCCUUCAUUUAUGUACAUGUCAUGUUGUGAUGCCAUUAACUUAUGCUGAUUUUGUUUCUACACUAUUACUUGUAUAAUAUUCUGUUAAGGUGCGGUCACAUUUACCAUUGUUCAGCGAGUGUUUGUGGGUGAAAUCCAGUCAUGUCGGUAGGAAUCCACACCAUUGGGAGUUUCAGUUGAUGGCGAAACAUUUCCCCACGCAGAUUUCGCAACAGGUUGAAGUUGUUCACAUGGAUUCACUGCGGUGCCCAAGAGAAAUCUUCUCGGUUUGAAAGUGACUUCUGCGUGAGCUGUGCUUCAUACAUUGCUGCCUAGACAAUGGACUCCUUUGUCCACAAAAUUUUGCAAAUGUGGUGAAAUUUCUUGUGCGUUGUCAAUAGUGUAGCGAUGCAUGACUGCAUUUUGUCUGCGGAAUUUCACCAUACAAGGGUGUAAAUGUGACCGCAGUACUGAAAAUUAAAUUUAUUUAAAGAGUUAAUCUAAAAUCUUAAGAAAAUUCAGAAAUGCCAAGUCUGACUGGCAGAUUGAGUUUAGGGUGGAAUGUGACCCAGACUAGUUUUAGUGAGAUUCAUUCACUAGUGCGUGAGUGAGGACAUUUUUCAGGAACUUCCAUGAACUGUGAAAAUUUUUGUAGUAUUUUGACAGUUAAUAUUAUUACGCACUGGAUGUCUAUAACAUGACCGUAUACUCUAUUAUUGUGGGAGGAUAUUUUGUAAUUCAGGGUAAAUACAUACACAGUUGUGCUCAAAAGUAUUCAUACCCUUGGUAAAUAUGAACAAUAAAUCUAAGCUGUUAACCCUUUUGAUCUUUUAUUUUAAAAAAUGUACAAAAAUCUAACCUUUCAUUGGUGAAUAAGAAUUUAAAAAAUGAGAAAAUUCAUUAAAAAUUCAUGUUUUUUCUCUAAUACACAUUGGCCAUGAUUAAUCAUACCCUUUUAGUCAAUAUAAUUUGCAACGUCCUUUUGCCAAGAUAACAGCUCUGAGUCUUCUCCUAUAAUUCCUGAUGAGUUUGGAGAACACAUGACAAGAGAUCAGAGACCAUUCCUUCAUACAGAAUCUCUCCAGAUCCUUCAGAUUCCAGCUCCAUGUUGGUGCUUCUUCUCUUCAGUUCACUCCACUCAUUUUCUUCAGGGUUCAGGUCAGGGGACUGGGACGACCAUGGCAGAUGCUUCAUUUUGUGCUCAGUGAUACAUUUUUGUGUUGGUUUUGAUGUUUGUUUUGGAUCAUUGUCCUGAUGGAAGAUCCAACCACGGCCCAUUAUAAGAUUUCUAGCAGAAGCGGUCAGGUUUUGAAUUUUUAUUUUUUGGUAUUUGAUAGAAUCCUUGAUGCCAUGUAUCUGAACAAGAUGUCCAGGACCUCCAGCAGAAAAAUCAGCCCACAACAUUAAAGAUCCAGCAGUAUAUUUAACCGUGGACAUGGGGUACUUUUUAUCCAUGUGUGCACCAAACCCAUCUGGUGGGUUUGCAGCCAAAAAGUGCUUUUUUUUUUUUUUUUUUUAAAUAUAAAAGUUUCAUCUGACCAUAGAAGCCGGUCCCGUUUGAAGUUCCAAUUGUGUCUGACAGCUGGAGAUUGUUUCUGGAUGAGAGCAGAGGAUUUUUCUUGAAACCCUUCUGAACAACUUGUGGUGAUGUAGAUGCUGUUUUUUUUUUUUUUUUUUUUUUUUUUUUAUGAGACUUUCUGAGGCUUUCUGAGACUCAAGACUCGACUUAUCUCUGUAAUUCUCCAGCUGUGAUCCUUGGAGAGUCUUUGUCCACUCAAACUCUCCUCCUCACCGCACAUUAGGACGAUUUAGACACGCGUCCUCUUCCAGGCAGAUUCGUAACAUCUUUAGUUGAUUGGAACUUCUUAAUUAUUGCCCUGAUGGUGGAAAUAGGGAUUUUCAAUGCGUUAGCUAUUUUCUUACAGCCAUUUUCUAUUUUGUGAAGCUCAACAAUCUUUUGCUGCACAUCAGAACUAUAUUCUUUGUUUUACCCAUUGUGAUGAAUGAUUAAAGGAUUAGCUCAUUUUAAAAUGAAAAUUAGCCCAAGCUUUACUCACCCUCAAGCCAUCCUAGGUGUGUAUGACUUUCUUCUUUCUGAUGAAGACAGAGAUAUAUUAAUAAAUAUCCUGACGCACCCAAGCUUUAUAAUAGCAGUGAACGGGACCAACGAGUAUGAGCUGAGGAAAGUGCCUCCACCCAUCAUAAACGUACUCCACACAGCUCCAGGGGUUAAUAAAGGCCUUCUGAAGUGAAGCGAUGCAUUUGUGGCUUGAGGGUGAGUAUAGCUUGGGGUAAUUUUAAUUUUAAUUUUAAAAUGAACUAAUCCUUUAAGGGAAUUUGGCCUUCCUCAUAUUUAUACUCCUAUAAAACAGGAAGUCAUGGCUGGACAAUUUCAUGUUCCUAGAUUUUUUUUUUUUCUGCUAAAAAAUGUAAAAAUGAAUGGGAAUAUACUUCAGAGAUAUUUUACUCAUAAGAAUUUCUUUAUCAUAUGGUUUUUCCGCCACUUUCACUUUUAUUUAUUUUUUUUAUUUCAAUUUGUUUUCACAGUCGUCUUUGAUCAUAUUUUCCAAGGGUAUGAAUAAUUUUGAGCACAACUAUAUAUUCACACAAGAUUUUCUUAAGAUAUUUUAUAGUCUUAAAACAUCACUGAUAAUGUCAUAAUGAAUAUGUGUGAUUGCAUUGCCAAAUGUUGACUGUUUAAUAAAAAUGUUUGAAACGCCCUGAGAA
Ctenopharyngodon idella (grass carp) is the source of this 4622-nucleotide messenger RNA. RefSeq names its product heterogeneous nuclear ribonucleoprotein A3 (gene hnrnpa3). The record is from RefSeq and is a predicted model, not a curated record. The transcript is spliced from 11 exons. Gene Ontology annotation, molecular function: RNA binding. The coding region runs from base 147 to 1187 and encodes 346 amino acids. NCBI's taxonomy places the organism in Eukaryota, Metazoa, Chordata, Actinopteri, Cypriniformes, Xenocyprididae.